Messenger RNA from Calliphora vicina (urban bluebottle blowfly), 6498 nucleotides. It is a transcript of the gene vkg, whose product is annotated as viking. Gene Ontology annotation, biological process: extracellular matrix organization. Gene Ontology annotation, molecular function: extracellular matrix structural constituent conferring tensile strength. The record is from RefSeq and is a predicted model, not a curated record. Gene Ontology annotation, cellular component: collagen trimer. Lineage: Eukaryota; Metazoa; Arthropoda; Insecta; Diptera; Calliphoridae. Bases 395 to 5872 code for a protein of 1825 amino acids. The transcript has 10 exons.
CCUCAUGUUUAGUAACACUUCGAACGUUUGUCGAUCUCCAUGUAGGGAGAGUAUACGACGAUCGUAUUGCGUACCCACUAGUCUUCUACAUAAAUAAAAUCAGUCUAUAAUCAGUGUAUGUUACGAGUGCUUAACGUCGAGUUGUUGUUAAACAAUCGGUAGUGCGCUUCCCCUACCAGCAAAAUUCUGAUGUUUUUCCAUCAGAAAAGAAAAAAAGAACUUUAUUUGAAAUAAAUUUUAUAAACAGAAAAUCUUCGAAAGAAACGGAAAAAAUUGUGCGUGGUUCCAGUGUCUGUUGGUAGUAGUGUUGUCGUCUUGUUAACCAAAAAUAAUAAAAAAAAAAAUAAUACAAUUAUUUGUUGUUCGUGGCGGAUACGCGUCAGUUUUGCGGAAUAUGUUGCCAUUACCCAGAGGCCUAUGGGGUCUCUCGGGUUUGAGUGCCCCUAAGAGGCAUGGUCUACUGUUAACAACAGUAGUUGUUAUUGUUGUUACCUUUGCCCUAUUUGGAAAUACUGCUGAUGCUAAGCAACCCGAUCAAAAGUGUAAUGGCGUUGUAUGUGAUUGUAAAGGUUUGAAGGGACGGCCAGGUGAUAUUGGUGUGCCCGGUUUUCAGGGAUACGAGGGACCAGCUGGUGAUUUUGGUCCACCCGGUCCAUCAGGACGUCCUGGCGAAUGGGGUGAUCCUGGUGAGUAUGGUGGUCCAGGCGGAAAAGGUCAUCGUGGUGACAUGGGAUUGGCUGGUCAUCCAGGAGCUCCUGGGCCUCGUGGUCGUUUUGGUGAAGAUGGUACCCAAGGUCCUCGUGGUAUUGAUGGUUGUGAUGGUAAGACUGGCCAGCAAGGUACUCCAGGUUCGCCCGGCAGACAUGGUGGUCGUGGUGAAAUCGGUAAGCCUGGUCCUCCAGGUCCAACUGGUGAUGCUGGUGAAGGCGGUAUCAACUCUAAGGGAACUAAAGGUAGUCGUGGUGAUCGCGGUACUGAUGGAUAUGAUGGUCAACAAGGUUAUCCUGGUAUGAAGGGCUACAAGGGUGACACCGGCUUUCCGGGCUUGGAAGGUGCCAAGGGUGAAUUUGGUGCCAAAGGUUACAAGGGUGAAAUGGCUGAACUUGCCGACUUGCAAUUACAAGAACAAGGUGAACAGGGUGAGAAAGGUGAACCUGGUGAUGCCGAAGAAGGUGAAUGGCAUCCAAGGCCAGUUACCAAGGGUGAAAGAGGUGAAAGAGGUGUAACUGGCGACAAGGGCAUUCCAGGUCCUCAGGGUGAAGACGGUGAAUUUGGUCGUCAAGGUCUGCCCGGUGUUCGAGGUGAUACUGGUGAGGCUGGUGAACGUGGUAAGCCCGGUAAGCCUGGUGAUCCCGGUUUUCCUGGUGCUAAAGGUGUUAAAGGCGCUCCUGGUUACAAUGGCCGUGAUGGUGAAGAUGGACUUACUGGUGAACUUGGUGAUGAUGGUUACAACGGCACACCUGGUGUACAAGGUCCAGCAGGUCCUCCCGGUAUUUACGAUCCCAAUUUAGAUGUUUCAUUGCCCGGUCCCAUUGGUCCCCAAGGUGAAAUUGGUGAACCUGGUUUGCCCGGUUUGUCAGGUAUUCCCGGUCGUGCCGGUCGUCGUGGUCCCCGUGGUCAAACUGGACCUCCUGGCGAUGCAGGUUUGGGUGGUCUUCCGGGUCGUCGCGGUGCCAAUAUUAAGGGUGACGAUGGUGAUUUUGGUUUAAUGGGUCCUCCUGGUCCUAUGGGUCCUCCUGGAAAUCCUGGUCCAAUUGGUCGCGUGGGUGCCGCUGGUAAUCCCGGUAAAAAUGUACUUGGUCCUAAAGGUUUUGCUGGUCAACUUGGCAUUCCUGGUCUCGAUGGCUAUCGUGGUGAUCGUGGUGAUAAUGGCUUACCUGGUGAGAAAGGUUUACCCGGCUUAGGUGUUGAUAAGGUUGGUCCCGCUGGUCCCGAUGGUAUGCCCGGUCCUCGCGGUCAACCUGGUGUUGACGGUCUUCCUGGUUAUCGUGGUAUGCCCGGUGACAAAGGUUUUCGAGGUGACGAUUGCGGUAUUUGUCCUGCUGGUCCUAAAGGCAUUCCCGGUAUUCAUGGUGAUGCUGGUUACCCUGGUGCUCAUGGAGCUAGAGGUCUUUCAGGUAUUACUGGAGAACGUGGCUUCAAGGGUUUACCUGGUCGUCCUGGUCUAACAGGUUUCAAGGGUAUUCGGGGUACCGAUGGUAUUCCUGGUGAAUCUGGUCAGGCUGGUUUUCCUGGUUUCCCUGGUAAAGUUUUGAGCACUGGCAACAAACGUGAAGCUGAAGUUGGAGAUAUAGGUGAUGAUGGCGAACGAGGUAUACAGGGUGAAACAGGUGACCGUGGAGCCAGAGGUUCCGAUGGUCUACGAGGUUUUAAGGGCGAAACAGGCUUGCGUGGUGAUUAUGGUGAUGCUGGUUACUCUGGUAGAGAUGGAGCUCCUGGUAGACAUGGUAAAGAUGGAAGACCUGGUAGAAAUGCUACAACUCCGAAAGUAUAUCUUAUUGGUGAACCCGGUUACGAUGGUCAAAAAGGUCCAAUGGGUGAGCCUGGUGACGUGGGUCCCAAGGGUGAAAAGGGUACACCAAAGCCCGGAGAAAUCUAUGACAACAAGGGCCAACGUGGUGACAAAGGCUAUCCAGGCAAUCCUGGUCCUCAAGGUCCUAAAGGAGAAGCUGGUACUAAGGGAGCUGAUGGAGCUCGCGGUGAUCUUGGUUUUCCUGGUGACACAAUUACUGGUCCUCCUGGUUUCAAGGGCUGGCCUGGCAUUAUUGGUGAUAUUGGUAUACAUGGCUCCCCUGGUUUACCAGGCCAUAAUGGUGCUCCCGGUAUUGAUGGAUUCGGCGGUGGUAAAGGUCUCCGUGGUGAUCCAGGUCCAAAUAUUUUGGCUGGUGAAAUCGGUCCCGACGGUCUUCCUGGCCCAGUUGGUGUCUUCGGUGAUGUUGGCUUUAACGGAUUCCCCGGUCCUUCCGGCAAACCUGGUGUCAAAGGCGUAAAAGGUACCAAGGGUGACGAUGGUCCCUUAGGUCUGCAGGGUCUGCCCGGUAACAAAGGAAUGAUCGGUGACACUUUAAUGGGUUACCCCGGUAUGGCUGGUGCUCCCGGUCGUAAUGGUCGCGUAGCUCCUCAUGGUCGCAAGGGUCAAAAGGGUGAAACUGGAUAUCCCGGUCCCGAUGGUGUUCAAGGUGCCAAGGGUAGUAUUGGUUAUACUGGUCGUCGUGGUCCUUUGGGUGACAAAGGUUUCACUGGUGUUCCUGGUCUUAUGGGUAUGCAAGGUUUUGUUGGCAUUCCUGGCGAACAAGGUGACCGUGGUGAUCUUGGCGAAGAUGGUCGUCAUGGUGAUAUGGGUCCAAGAGGAGCCAUCGGUAGCAUGGGUCCUAAAGGUCAAAGUGGAGAAAUUGGCGGCUUUGGUCGUCCUGGCUUUAAUGGUGUACUUGGCCGUAAAGGUCAACUUGGUGACAAAGGUUUCAUGGGUCCUAUCGGUCCCAAAGGUUUCGCAUCUCGUAGCGGUAUUAAGGGCGAGGCUGGAGAUAUGGGAUAUAGAGGUCCUCGUGGUUAUGAUGGCGUGCCUGGUGAAAAGGGUGUUCAGGGUUUGGCUGGUGAUCAAGCAUUCGGCAAUGAUGGUUCCCCUGGCAGAAAGGGUGAAACUGGUGCACCAGGUAUGCCCGGCCUUGAUGGUCUACCAGGUCUUAAAGGUAUGCGUGGUGACUACGGUGUGAUGGGAUUCAUGGGAGAAACAGGUGAUCGUGGCGAUGAAGGCGUACCCGGAUAUCCAGGUAGACACGGUGCACCAGGUCCUAAAGGUGCUGUGGGUGUAAUCGGUCGCAUGGGUGAUGCUGGUGAAGUAGGCGAAAGAGGAGAAAUUGGCUUUGCUGGUUAUGAUGGAGCUCCUGGUGAUCGUGGUGAGACUGGUAUACCUGGUCCUUUCGGUCUCCAAGGUGAACAGGGUGAUGAAGGUUUCCCUGGUCGCCCCGGUGUGUUGUUGGUUGCUUACGCUGAAAGAGGUCAAAAGGGUGAGGCCGGAUAUAGAGGUGAAAUGGGCCCAAUGGGUGAACAAGGUAUAGAUGGUGCCACAGGUUAUCCUGGCCGCAAGGGUGAAUAUGGUGAUAUUGGCUUAGCUGGUAUACCAGGUGUUGAUGGUUAUGCCGGAACUAAGGGAGAACAUGGUGAUAAGGGUUAUCCUGGUGCUCCUGGUAUGACUGCAGAUUUUGCUGAACCUGGUGAUGAAGGUGAUACCGGUUACGAUGGUCUCUCUGGCCGACCUGGUCGCGUAGGACCCAAGGGAGCCCCUGGUGAUAUGGGCGAAUAUGGUUUGGACGGAGAAGUCGGUGAAAUGGGCAUUAGCAUCAUGGGCAUCAAGGGUGUCACUGGUGAUAUUGGUCAUCCUGGCCCAAUGGGACGCAAUGGCUUACACGGCAUGGCUGGCUUUAAGGGUAUGGUUGGUGAGACUGGUCACAGAGGUAUGCGUGGUGAUUCUGGCAUGGUUAUACCCGGCUUGCGUGGUGACAAAGGUGAUACUGGACCACAAGGCGCUCCCGGUUUUGAUGGCCGCAAAGGUGAACGCGGUAUGCCCGGUAAUCCCGGACGCACUGGACCUGUCGGUUCUCGUGGAACUCGCGGUCCAAUGGGUGAUGCCGGUUGGAACGGAGGAGAUGGUUUAGACGGUCUUAGAGGUCCCGCUGGUGAACCUGGUGUAACAUUCCCCUUCAAUAUGGCUCGUAAAGGCGAUAGAGGUGAACAUGGUUUGGAUGGCUUCAAGGGUUCAAUGGGCGAUAUGGGAGUUGAAGGAGAAGUUGGCUUCCAAGGCGCUCGUGGCUUAAAGGGCUAUCAAGGUGAACAAGGUCUUAUGGGCUUGGGCGGCUCCGAAGGUCCUAAAGGAGAACGUGGUAUGAUGGGUGCUCCUGGUUUGACGGGUCUACAAGGUAUUCGUGGUGGUAAGGGUUAUGUCGGUGAACCAGCCCCACCUCCACCACGUGCCAAGAGUCGAGGCUUCAUAUUUACUCGCCAUUCUCAAUCCGUUUAUGUACCAAAAUGUCCGGCUAACACUCACAAACUAUGGGACGGUUACUCUAUGGCCGCUAACAUCGGUAACAGUCGAACUGUUGGCCAAGAUUUGGGUAGAGCUGGUUCCUGUAUGAUGCGCUUCAGCAUGAUGCCUUAUAUGAUGUGUGAUAUUAACAACGUUUGCAAUUAUGCCCAAACCAACGAUGACAGUUUAUGGCUCGGAACAGCUGAACCCAUGAAUGUCGCUAUGACACCCCUACAACCAACUGAAAUUCAGAAAUACAUUUCACGUUGCGUCGUUUGUGAGACAACUACUCGCAUUAUAGCUAUGCACAGUCAAAGUAUGAGUAUACCCGAAUGCCCCGGAGGUUGGGAAGAAAUGUGGACCGGUUACAGUUACUACAUGACAACCACUGACAACACUGGAGGCUUCGGACAAAAUCUGGUUUCUCCUGGUUCUUGUUUGGAAGAAUUCCGUGCUCAGCCCGUUAUCGAAUGUCAUGGCCAAGGACGUUGCAAUUAUUAUGAUCCUGUAUUCUCAUUCUGGUUGGCGGUAAUUGAAGAACAUGAGAUGUGGUCAAUGCCCAGACAACAAACAUUGAAAAAGGAUCAAACAAGCAAAAUCAGCAGAUGUACUGUUUGUCGUCGCCGUAAUGAUUCUUAUGUUACACGUUCAGUCAACUUAGACUCACCGGCUCGUGAAUUCAGACGUGGUCAUGAGCGUGUUGUACCCGCUCCUCAUGCUGCCCAUGCACCACCACCAUCAUUACGCCGUACAAACACCUAUAACAGUAGACGACCUGCUCCCGGCAGUAAUGGUUAUGGGCGCGUCAAUCGCUAUCGGUAUCCCAGAUCAGAUACCACAGCCCCCUAGAUUUUAGACAAAAUUCCAUAACAAAAAAUGUCUUAUUUUGCUCUACAUUUUUAAUCUAAGUAGCCGUAAAUUAAUCAAAACAAACAAACAAACAAAUCUAAAAACCCCAAACAUAAUUUUUUUUCCUUGUAAUUUUAAGUUGUAACGAAACAAAUCUGCCAUUAUUCUUUGAGUGUGCCAUCUUUUUUUUAUUAAAUCAUAUAAAUACAAAACUAAUAAAAAAACAAACAAACAAACAACAAAUAUAAAUAAAAAAUAAAAAAAACUUAAUUCCUUAAUGAAAUUUAAAACAAAAAAGUAGUAGUAACUUUUUUUAUUGUAAUAAAAUUUAACAUUUCUUCUGUUAAAUCUUUAAAAUUUCCCUUCAUUUUGUUUUUGUUUCUUUAACACACUGCCCCAAAUUGUUGUUGUAUAUAAUGCAAAAAAUAAAAUUAAAUUAAAAAUUAAUUAAUAUAGUUAGUUAUCGAGAAAAUAAAGCAUAAAGAACAAACAAAAAUCAACAAAAAAUAACUUAGUGUAAGUUAUAAAAAUAUUUCAACAGUUUUAUAAUGCGUUUUUUUAUCUAAAUAAAAAUGAUAAUAAAUAUAUAAAAUAACAAUGAAUAAAAUACAAAAAAAAAACAAAAA